Aegilops tauschii subsp. strangulata is the source of this 1072-nucleotide messenger RNA. The record is from RefSeq and is a predicted model, not a curated record. Lineage: Eukaryota; Viridiplantae; Streptophyta; Magnoliopsida; Poales; Poaceae.
AUGCUGCUGCUAUCCAGAAACCGUGCCGCUGCUUCCGCCGCGAGAUCGGCCCUCCGCCCGGCGCCGCUCGCCGGCCGCAGCCUCGGCUCGGCCCUGCCGUCUCGCUCCCCCGUACCGGCCGCCCGUGCCAUCCGCAGGGCGGCGGCGCUGGAGACGCUGCUGCCCCUGCACACGGCGGUGGCCUCGGCGCGCCUCAGGUCCUGCAUCGCCGUCGACUCCGCCUGCUGGAGCCCGCUCUCCCUAGGCCGACCACUGAGUACGUGCUGAGCGCUGUUGGUACUGCCAUGGACAUGUGACUGUUAUUGCGCGUAAUGCGCCUAGGAAUAAAGAGAGCGGAUCAUGUUGACGCUACAAGAUUUAUGAGUCUUUCAAUAAGGAAAUACCUCGUUGUUAUUCCCAGUAGAUUGGACGGAGGGAGUAUACUGUUUUAGAACACCUUGAGGUCUUCUCUUCAUUAAUACUUGUUUUAUUUAGUCAGUAAUUAACAUACAUCGUUUUAGAACCAAGUUGAUAAACAAUCAGUUUUGCUAAAGCACAUCUAGACGUGUCCUAAGUACUGCACAUCUAAGUCCCAUGCCAUUGAUUUUCGUGCAAACAUGUUUUUUUAUAUCUUUUUUUUCCUUUCCAGUAUAAUUGAGCAACUUAGAUGUGCAAUAAUCAGGGCACAUCUAGAUGUGUCCUAGACAGUUCUACUUUGUUUCUGUAAAAGAAAAUGAUCUUUUGGGGUAUUUAUCUAUUGAACGUGGUUGUCAGAGGUUUUCAAAAAACGUUAUAUUGUGGUAGGGAGAGAGUAUGUUGUUAGUUGCACAUACAUAGUUUUAGAGAUUUUGUAUGGUAUACUGUUCUACACAAUGUUAGGUUGAUCCAAUGGUUAGAGCAUCUCCACUCGCCCUCCCAGGCCCCUUUUUUAUCACCGGCUCGAAAAAAAAAGGCACAGUCGCGCCCUUAGGAGCCCAAAUUUCGCCGCUUAGGGCUGAAAUUGGCGCCGGCGGACCGAGGCCGAACCCAGCGCGCUGAGGCCGACCGGGGGAAAGAAAAAAUGCGCCAAAACUUCCCGUGCCAGAUUCCUACC